Bactrocera dorsalis (oriental fruit fly) is the source of this 660-nucleotide messenger RNA. RefSeq lists its product as uncharacterized. The annotation marks the transcript as partial. NCBI's taxonomy places the organism in Eukaryota, Metazoa, Arthropoda, Insecta, Diptera, Tephritidae. The record is from RefSeq and is a predicted model, not a curated record. The transcript has 3 exons.
AUGACUGUGUGCACGUACAAUUUUAUAUGGGUACGUCGUCAAGGUAGUCGUCUACAGCACGCCGGCGUUUUAAGUCAAGUGCCCUACCAAUCUGCAAAAGAAGUUGUUUCAAAAAUGCAAGGUGAGAAUGUACCAAGCAAAAAAGGGCCAUCAGUUCAGACUGGUAUUGAUCGCUACAUUAAUGUAAAAAGGAAAUUGAGUCCUAUUAAAACAGCGGUCAAUACCAAAAAAUUUCAAGCAGGCACACCAAACAGUAAAAAGCCAGAAAUUCUUAAUGGCAACAGAUUUGCCUUAUUAAGCAAAGAGCCUAACGACGAAGCAAAGGGUACCACCACGGUCGUGAAUGCCAAACCCCCUCCAAUCUAUUUGCGUGAGCGUAGCUCAAAUGCGCUUGUUUCCAAAUUGAGCAAUAUAAUAGACACAAACAAUUUUCACAUUGUGCCUUUGAAAAAAGGUAACAUAGAUGAAACUAAAAUUCAAACAUACACUGAAAAAAGUUUCAUGGAUAUUGUAAAAUUCCUAUCAGAUAAUAAAAAGAAUUACUACUCUUACCAACUGAAGAGCUCAAAAGGCCUAGUUGUUGUAAUAAAAGGUAUAGAGUCUUCGGUAGACUCUAACGACGUUAAAGAAGCACUAGAAGAAGGUGGUUUUAGCAUUAAA